GCUCCCUGCCUCCCUCUCCGUCGUCUCCCUGAACAGCAGCGCCACCGCCACCAGAGGCAGAGGCCCCAAGGCCAAGUUUUGGCCUCCCUCUCGGCCUCUCCAAGCCCGGCAGUUUCCGUGAGGCUUGCUGCUCUUAGUUGCGCCGCGGCUGCUCCUGUGUCGUGUGAGGAUUCCGCUUCUUCUUCUCCCUUUCCCAGUAGCCAGGACUCGCGGUGAAGUUGUUGGCCUGUACUCGCUUGUGUCAUUAUGGAGACGACCACUCAAGACAAUAGGAAACGUGCAAUGGAUGCAAUUGACAGGCGAUGUGCGCUGGAGAAAGCUGAACAGCUCAAGCAACAGAGGAAGAAAGAAGUUGGACCUAAGAGGGAAAGUGGGAGAGAAGUCAGUAAGCCUUCCGAACAUCUUACCGUUGCUCGAGGGACCAAGUCCUCCCUCGUUUCAGCAAGCAAAGAUGCACAAGCGGAUGACCUAGCUUACGUGAUGCUCUCUCAUCCUGUACAUAAGAAUCUGUUGGAAGCACCCACAGAGGUUUCCAAAGAGAAGGGAACUAGAGUUGACAGGUUUAUGCACGAACUUCUCCAGAAGGGUGAUUCGGCUAAAAAGUACAUGCAGAGCUUUAGAAGCAAGAAAUUUAAUGACGUGAUUCUCCUGGAUAAUUAUGUAAAAAGACGCAGUGGGUUUGUUGGUUCUCGCUUGAGGGCUUUGCAGACCCACUCGAAGCGGUCUAAAGUACACAUGUCCAUGAAGGAACACAAAAAAUGUGGAACCUUUGACUUAUCUCAAGAUCUCUGCCAGUUUCACCAUUUUGUGCCUAUGCAUGAAAUGUGGAAAAGUUACAUGAUAGAACUCUUCAAAAGCAGGAAGGGUGAUCCAUUAGACAAGUCUCUUCUCACUGCAGAUUUACAUGGAGCUAUCAUACACGUUGCUGAUUGUAAGUGGUGCCAAAGAGGGAUUCCGUCUUCAUAUUCCAAGCUGAUUGCUGGAAAGUCACGUUAUUUGGAGAAAAACUCAUUGGAAGAGACUCAGGCUUGUGACAGGGAAGUGCUUGUUGCUGCUGUACAGGACAGGAGGCGCACGUAUAAACUAGAUUGUCUGACCACUGGAUUCUUACAAGUAGGUAGCACCUCAUACGAAUGUGGAACCUCAAGCAAGCAUCAGUUAAAUGCUGUAUACGUGGAUGGGCAUGGACUCGCAAUGACGCGGACGGACUUAUCGCUUUCGAAACUAACAUUUGGAAUCACAUUGAUCAAUCCUGUGCUUUGUACCAUUAUCUCUUGCCCAGCUAUGUUUAUUACCGAAUUUAUAGGUAUCACCGGCAACAAGCGAAGAAGAACCGAAUUUGCACUGUUCUGGGCCAGUGAGAAACUGAGUUCCGACCAUAACAAAUCUGAUUGCACGAGAUGUGCUAGCUGUGGAUAAUUAUGUUAAAUACUCACAUUUUUCAUGCCGUGGUCGGUCUCGAUUUUAUAUAUACAAACAAGAGUAUUUAAUCGA
This is a messenger RNA of Punica granatum (pomegranate), 1494 nucleotides long. NCBI's taxonomy places the organism in Eukaryota, Viridiplantae, Streptophyta, Magnoliopsida, Myrtales, Lythraceae. The record is from RefSeq and is a predicted model, not a curated record.